UCCGGGGAGACCAGAUAUAGUGAAUGCAGGGUCCUGGGAAACCAGGUAUAGUGAAUGCAGGGUCCGGGGAGACCAGAUAUAGUGAAUGCAGGGUCCUGGGGGACCAGUGAAUGCAGGGUCCUGGGGGACCAGAUAUAGUGAAUGCAGGGUCCUGGGAGACCAGAUAUAGUGAAUGCAGGGUCCGGGGAGACCGGAUAUAGUGAAUGCAGGGUCCUGGGAGUUGCUGGGUAUUUGGGUCCCCUUAUAGUCCUGUACAGCCAGGCG
Molecule: messenger RNA, 264 nt
Organism: Staurois parvus
Lineage: Eukaryota; Metazoa; Chordata; Amphibia; Anura; Ranidae
Source: the annotation of a GenBank genome assembly